AUGUACAACAUUGACUUUGCUGAACCUCUCUGGAUGGUCAACUAUUACCAUUUUAUCGGAAUUUCCUCGCUGAUAGGUAACAUAUUCGGGAUAUACCUGCUAAUCUACCAAACAAAAGAGCUUGGGGAAUUUCGGUACUAUCUGCUACUCUUUCAGGUGGUUUGUACAGCAACUGACUUGAAUCUCACAACCUUCAUGAAAUUCUUGCCAUACUAUCCGAUCAACGCUCUCGGAACGAUCGGCUAUUGCUCUCAAUGGUUCAAUAUGCCCACUCAUUAUUGCAUGCUUGUCUGCCUAAUACUCACAUACUACGAGUCGGAAUGCCUGGCUCUAUGCUUCUUCCAAAAGCAUCAAAAAAUUGCGAGCGUCAUCGCUGUGCAUGUGUUUCCAGUAUAUGCUAAAAUAAUUGGUGCGCUGAUAUUCCUCGCAUUUCCAGUGUAUCCGAUGAUUGCCAUGCAGAUUCUGGAUGUAGGACCGGAAAAGCAAUUGGAGUAUAUCAAAAGGGAUUUUCCCGAUUACUACGCCGGAUUCUCUACUGUACCACAUUUUGCAAUCUACCUUGAUUCACCGCUGUUGUACAGUGUUUACUCUGUGGUUUUGCUAACUAUGGGUACUAUUUUUGCAUCUUUGGUAUUUGUCAACACUGAUCUGAUUCGCUUGAUGGUCCGCUUGAAGCCCCAAAUCUCACCGCAGAACUACCAAAAACACGUGGAGGCAAUCCAAAGCCUGAUUGUACAGAUGUUAGUUGCCGGUCUGUGUGCGUUGCCACUGUUUGGUGUAGCCUUCAUUCUGGCUUUUCAACUCAAGAAUGGACAAUUUAUUGGGAGAAUCAUGUUCGUGCUGUGGACUUGUCAUUCUACUAUUAACAUGAUUUCUCUGUUCAUUUUUUUUCCGCCAUACCGUCGAUAUUUGUUCAAAAAGUUGAGAAUAAAUCGACGAAGCCUCUUCCAAGUUGCCGCGUCAUCUGUUAUGACGUGA
Caenorhabditis elegans is the source of this 978-nucleotide messenger RNA. It is a transcript of the gene sri-69, whose product is annotated as Serpentine Receptor, class H. The record is from RefSeq and is marked reviewed. The coding region runs from base 1 to 978 and encodes 325 amino acids. NCBI's taxonomy places the organism in Eukaryota, Metazoa, Nematoda, Chromadorea, Rhabditida, Rhabditidae. The transcript has 5 exons.